CUGGCUAGGAAGUGUUCGGGCGUUGAAUUUGUAGUUUCAGUAGAUAAACGGCGGAGUGCGUGUUUCCACCAUGUGCAAGUGAAGUUAGUGCUCUUAACAUUCGUAAGGAACCGUGGGAUAAUUCUGGUUUCCAAUUGCGGAACCCACAAGUGUACUAGAACAGAACAGGACGACUGGCACCGCGAUAAUGGACUUCCAGAGCUCGAAGGAAAGUCCUAGCAACAAGUUCGUAUGUCCUAGUGAUCGACAGCUGGCUCUGCGCGCUAAGCUUCACACAGGAUGGAGUACCGGCAAACCUGGCAGUCCACUUCGGCCGGAGGAGCAAGCUGUUAUACUCUCUGUGAUUCGGCGAAAUGAGGCGUUAGAAACGGCGGAACGCCUGCGAGUGGGUCGUUUGGUGGAAAGGCUUGAGAAAUUGAAGCACAGAGCGGCGGAAUGUGGGUCACAUUGCUGCCGACUAUGUGGUCAAACUUUUGGACUUCUUGGGCCAUCAAAACUAAUUUGCGGUGAUUGUCAGAAGGCAGUGUGUUCCAAGUGCUCAAUCGAUAUAAAUGUGAAGUCACCCAAACAUAAAGAAGUUUGGUUAUGCAAAAUUUGCUCAGAAACACGAGAAAUCUGGAAAAAGUCAGGAGCUUGGUUUUUCAAAGGUCUUCCACGUUAUGAAAUCCCGAUAAAGUCUUCCAGCACUAGAAACUCGCUGCGCGAAUCCAAAUCGAGGCCAAUAAAAACCACCAAGUUAGGAAUGCAGAUCGAGGAGAGCAGCUCUGACGAAGAUAAUGACACUGUAGACAGACAAACUGUUGGUGGCAUGAAACGUGAGGAGAGUUUCAGGUUAAAAGCUAUGGGAUCGUUUCGCAGUUUCUCCAAUUCAAUAUUUUUCAAUCGACAAAUCUCCUCCGGUGAUGUCAAUCAACAAGAUUGGGAUACUAUGUCUACCAGUUCAGCUUUGGGCUAUUGUCGUCGUGAGAGUGCCAACACGAGGCGAGGUUCCGUUUCUUCCACCUGGUCCAUGAGUGAAUCAUCAAGUGCCAACAGCAGUAACAUGAAUCAAAUAGCGCAGCAGUGUCGGGAACCUUUACUUGGCUGGAUUGAGUUAUCUCUCAACUACAGUGAAAUGGAUCACACAUUGGAAUGUAGUGUGCUUCGAGCCCGGGACUUGCCUGCUAUGGAUAGUGCUGGCUUGGCGGAUCCAUUCUGUAAAUUAAACAUCAUAACACCGGAAGGAACUACAAAACAGCUCAAAUGGAUUAGAACCAAAACAGUUCACAAGACGCGCAAUCCAGAAUUUAAUGAAACAAUGACAUUCAUCGGAGUUGAACCUGAGGAACUUGGAAAUUCGGUCCUUUAUGUUGUGAUACUGGAUGACGAUAAGUACGGUCACGAUUUUCUUGGGACGGCUAAAGUAGCACUAUCAACGGUAUAUAGCACAAGACCAUAUAGAUUAUCUGUACCCUUAGGAACUGAAGACCAAUACAGUAUUGAAGCGGGAUCAUCUGGCCCUUGGCCUCGAGGACAAAUAUUAGUGGCACUUUCUUAUAACACAAAGAAAAGAUCAUUGAUUGUUCAGAUAAAGCGAUGCAUAAAUUUAGUGCCUAUGGACAGCAAUGGGAGUUCCGACCCAUUUGUUAAAUUGCAUCUAAAACCUGAUUCGCACAAAAAGAAGUAUAAAACAAGCACAAAAUGGAGGAACCUCAAUCCUGUGUAUAAUGAAGAGUUUAAUUUUGAAGCACGACCAAAUGAUCUGGACAAACAGUCAUUGAUCCUCACUGUUUGGGAUAAGGACAUUGGGAAAAGCAACGACUUCCUAGGUUCAUUGGUGUUGGGCCAUAAUAGCAAAGGGCGAAGAUUGAAACAAUGGAAUGAUUGUCUGCGGCUCCCAGAUCACUUCCACGAACAAUGGCAUUGUCUUUCAAAUGAACAACCACCCCACUAAUGAACAUUGGUUGCUGGGUAAUUUUGAAGUGGCCUUAAUUUCAGAUAAUUUGUCUUCUUUCCAUGUCGAUCACAAAUACUAAGUAUACAUAAACAUAAUUAGAAAUGAAAUCUUAGAGUUUUUUACAAGUGUACGCGAUAAUUAUGAUAUAUUCUUUUGAUUGCGAAUAAAACGCUA
Molecule: messenger RNA, 2110 nt
Organism: Hermetia illucens (black soldier fly)
Lineage: Eukaryota; Metazoa; Arthropoda; Insecta; Diptera; Stratiomyidae
Gene: Rph
Product: rabphilin-3A
Exons: 5
Coding region: 188-1933 (581 amino acids)
Biological process (GO): intracellular protein transport
Cellular component (GO): membrane
Molecular function (GO): small GTPase binding
Source: RefSeq, a predicted model, not a curated record